GAGAGAGCGAGGUGUGGACAAAGAAACUGAAGGCGAAGGCGGUGGCUUCUUAUUAUAUUUUGUUUUCGUCGUCUUUUGACUUUCGUCGUUCUCUCGCUCGGUCGCGGCGAUCGCGCGCGCUUGGAUGGUGGUCUCCACCAACUGAGGGGGCUCCUGAAGGCCGGAUCAGCGUCGCCGGUGAGGUGCUCCGGCGGCGUCCGCGGGGGAAUGCCGGGAUCCCGGCGAUCGGGCUGCACUCUCUGAUGAUAGCAGCGGUUUGCUCUUGAUCCCUUGCCCUGCGCUGGCAUCGGUCCCUGGCUGCCGGAUCCGCGCCUCCGGCGAGCCCGAUGUUCGAUCGGGUAGUGUUUUCGCCCGUCGCUCGUGGGGCGUGAUCUCUGAUCGGUAGAAGAUUGGUUUAAGCUAAGGAUCGAGUGUAGAGAAAGGUGAAUAUUUCUGUGGGAAAUGGUUGGCAUUCUGGUGAAAUGUCAUUUCUGAUGGAGAGUGUUGUUUUGAUUCUGGGGUUCUUGUUCAGAUCUGGAGAUCUGGCGGUUCUCUGCUGGUUUAGAUGAUGGGUAUUGGUGAAUGGAUAGUAUGGUGAAAUGGAGGUGACAUUUUUUUAGGUGCAUUUGCUUUCAUCCGGUGAUCAUUAUUGCGAAUUGCUGAAAUCCUGGCUCCAGAUGUUCUUCUGAGGAAGUAUUGUUUUGGGCAUCAACAGCUUAUCACUUGUUUGUCUCUUCAUAUCUCUCUUCAGUUUGUGGGCAAUCGCAAAAUUGAUGAUGUUUCUAAGCUGUUUAAGUGAAAAGUCACAGAGAGAAAAAGAAAUGCAAGAUUGCCAGUCAGCAACCAUGGUUGAUUCUCCGGGAUAUGCACUUUCACAACUUGUCAGAUCCUUUGAUCAGGAGUGUGGUUCUUUUCAGAAGUAUAUUUUGACUUACCUGCUGUUGACUAAAGAAGGAAACUUAUUGAGAGAGGUCGGAAGAAAUUUAUAUGAGGAAGAGUUGUACAUGCCUGGUCUUGAACAUACAGAACUGAAGAAGAAGAGACCUGCUGCGAAGUCACAGCCUGGAAGUGAUUACAGUGAUCAGAGGUCAAGUGACUGUCUCCUUCCGGGGCUUCAUGAUGAUAUUGCAUUAGAUUGUCUGGCCUGGACAAGUAGGUCUGACCACCCAUCACUUGCGUGUGUGAAUAAAAGAUUUAAUUUGUUGAUCAAUAGUGGAUAUAUUUACAAAUUAAGGAGACAACUUGGUAUUGUUGAGCACUGGGUGUACUUAGCAUGUAGUUUGAUGCCUUGGGAAGCAUUUGACCCAUUUAGGCAGAGAUGGAUGAGGUUACCAACAAUGCCAUGUGAUGAGUGUUUUUGGUAUGCCGACAAGGAGUCUCUUGCUGUAGGGACACAGCUUCUUGUCUUUGGUCGAGAAUUAACAGGUUUCGCUAUUUGGAUGUAUAGCUUAGUGAGACGUGAUUGGUCUAGAUGCCCACUGAUGAACCUACCUCGUUGUCUGUUUGGAUCUGGCAGCUCUGGAGAAAUUGCUAUCGUUGCUGGUGGAAGUGACAGGAAUGGCCAUGUAUUAAAAUGUGCCGAGUUGUACAAUUCAGAGUUUGGCAGUUGGGAAACUUUACCAGAUAUGAAUUUGCAGAGGAGAUUAUGUUCUGGAUUUUUUAUGGACGAUAAGUUUUAUGUCAUAGGAGGCAUGUCAAGCCAUACGGAUUCUUUAACUUGUGGUGAGGAGUAUAACCUUCGAACACGGACGUGGAGGAGAAUCAGAAAUAUGUACCCUGGAGGUAACAGGGCCACUCAAUCUCCCCCUCUGGUUGCAGUUGUAAAUAAUCAGCUCUAUGCGGUUGAUCAAUCAACAAAUGAAGUUAAGAAGUAUGAUAAGGCAAAUAACACAUGGAAUGUUGUAAGGCCACUGCCUGUUAGAGCUGACUCUUCUAAUGGUUGGGGCCUUGCAUUCAAGGCCUGUGGUGACAAGUUAUUGGUGAUUGGUGGUCAUAGAGGGCCUCAAGGUGAGGUCAUAGUCCUGCACUCCUGGUGUCCUGAGGAUGGAAAUACUGGCGGAGCAGAGUGGGACAUUCUUUCUGUCAAGGAACGGGCCGGUGCUUUUGUUUACAAUUGUGCAAUAAUGGGCUGUUGAGGCAAUUAUGGACAUGCUAGUUAUGAAUCAGAGUAGAUGGGAGGGCCAUUGCCUCAUUUAAUUGGUGAAGUUGGCUUAUGUUUACUGGAUAUUUUCCAUUUCAAGUGUUUACAUUAACAUGUAUUUAUCAGAUGUCUCAUUUUUUGCUCUUUAAAUUAAGGUCUCUUGGAGGCCAACUAGAUCAUUGACUUAAUGAGAAGGCUUCUUAUUUACAUUUUCUAA
Molecule: messenger RNA, 2336 nt
Organism: Elaeis guineensis (African oil palm)
Lineage: Eukaryota; Viridiplantae; Streptophyta; Magnoliopsida; Arecales; Arecaceae
Product: F-box/kelch-repeat protein At5g60570
Cellular component (GO): nucleus
Molecular function (GO): protein binding
Source: RefSeq, a predicted model, not a curated record